Caretta caretta (loggerhead turtle) is the source of this 5498-nucleotide messenger RNA. Lineage: Eukaryota; Metazoa; Chordata; Testudines; Cheloniidae. The record is from RefSeq and is a predicted model, not a curated record.
AUGUCCCCGGCGUUCUGGGCCUGGGCAAGCCUGGAGCCCUCUUGUGGCCAAACCGGCCUCCCGCCGGGCGCUACGACGGCUGCCGCCCCGCCGGCGCGACACUUACGGCGCAGCGGCUCCUUUAAGAGCCCGGCGCUGGCAGCCGAGCCAUCGCCAUUUCGAUACGUUAUUACAGCACCAAAGAUCUUCCGUAUUUUAGCAUCGGAGAAAGUGGUAAUUCAAGCUUUUGGAUAUGAGACUGCGUUUCCUGUCAGCAUCUCUAUUAAAAGUUUUCCAGAUAAGCGUACUACUUAUGCUUCUGGCCACACCCAAUUAUCUCCAGCCAACAAAUUCCAAGGCUCUGUAACCUUAACAAUUCAACCGAAAGAUUUGCUAGGAUCAGUGAGUUCAGUCCUGUAUGUGUAUCUGGAAGCUAGUUCUUCACAUUUUACAAGAGAGAAAAAAAUGCCAGUUACCUAUAAAAAUGGAUUUCUCUUUAUUCAGACGGACAAACCCAUUUAUACUCCUGAUCAGUCAGUGAAAAUCAGGGUUUAUUCUUUGAAUGAAGAACUGAAGCCAGCCCGAAGAGAAACUGUCUUAACUUUUGUGGAUCCAGAAGGAGUAAAAGUGGAUAUUACGGAAGAGGAAGACUUUACUGGAAUUAUAUCUUUUCCUGACUUCAAGAUUCCUUCGAAUCCUAAGUAUGGUGUCUGGAAGAUUGAAGCCAAGUACAAAAAGAGUUUCACAACUUCUGCUGUUGCAAAAUUUGAAGUCAAAGAAUAUGCAAUGCCAAGCUUUUUCAUCUCCAUAGAACCAGAAAAUAACAUAAUUAGUUCUGAGAAAUUUGAGACAUUCAGGAUUACUAUUAAAGCUAGGUAUUUUUAUAACAAGAAGGUCACCAGGGCAGAUGUUUAUAUGCGUUUUGGAAUAAUUGAAGGAACUGAAAAAAGGAUGAUGAAAAAAGCAAUGCACGUAACUGAGAUAGUUGAUGGAGUUGCAGAGGUCGAUUUUAAUAGUAAAAAUGCAGUUAAGGAAAUAGGCUACCAAAGCCUAGAAGAGCUAGAUGGGUCAUACCUGUAUAUUGCUGUAACAGUGCUAGAAACUACAGGUGGACUUAGUGAAGAAAGUGAAUUUGCUGGAGUCAGAUAUGCGCUAUCUCCCUACAAAUUGAACUUGGUAGCUACGCCUCUGUUUUUGAAGCCUGGUCUUCCAUUCUUCAUCAAGGUUCAGGUAAAGGAUACAUUGGACCAGCCUGUGGGGAACCUCCCUGUAAUUCUCAGUGCAAAUGUAUUUGAUGAGCAAAUGGAUUCAACUGAGUUGGUACCAGAAGGCUCAGAUGCUGGGACAAGACAAACAAGUGUGAAUGAUGGAACUGCUUUAUUUGUGGUUAAUAUUCCAUCUUCUAGCAAAGCACUAGAAUUUCAACUAAAAACUGCAGAUGCAAGUCUAUCAGAAGAAAAUCAGGCUACUGGAAACUAUGAAGCAAAAGCAUACUCAUCGCUCAGCAAAAGUUAUCUGUACAUUGACUGGGCUUCAAACUAUAAACUACUACGUGUGGGGGAUUAUAUAAGCAUUAAAGUGUAUCCACAUAGCCACUAUAUUCAUAAAAUACAUUGCUACAGCUAUUUGAUAUUAUCCAAAGGGAAAAUAGUAAGUUUUGGAACUCAGGAGAGGAUUAUGAGCUCAGAUUAUGAAAAUCUAAACUUUCAGCUAACGCAAGAAAUGGUUCCUUCAGCCCGUCUCCUUGUCUACUACAUUGUCACUGGAGAGGAAACUGCAGAAUUAGUAGCUGAUUCAGUUUGGCUGAAUAUAGAACAGAAGUGUGGGAAUAGCCUCCAGGUUCAGUUAUUAUCAAACGAACACUCUCAUAAGCCGCGCAAGGUUAUAUCAAUUAACAUGAAAACCCAGUUCAGUUCUUUUGUUGCUUUGUCAUCUAUCGAUAAGGCAAUAUAUGGAAUCACAGGAACAAGAAAGAAGUCUAUGGAAAGAGUACUGUUAGAUUUGGAAAAGAGUGAUCUUGGAUGUGGUGCUGGAGGAGGGCAGAACAAUGUUGAUGUAUUCCGAUUAGCUGGGCUUACAUUUCUAACCAAUGCUAAUGCAGAUGACUCUAAAGUAGCAGACGAAAGUUGUAAAGCAAUUGUAAGACCAAGAAGAUCCAGCUUUGAAGAGGAAAUACAAAACAGAGCAUCCAGAUAUUUGCAUCCAGAGAUUCGGAAGUGCUGUAUGGGUGGAGUAAAAGAAUCUCCUCUCAAAGAGACUUGCGGUCAGAGAGUUGAGCGUAUUAAGAGUCAUCCUAGGUGCAUAAAAGCAUUCAAGGAUUGCUGUGAAUUUGCAACAAAACUACGGGAGAGUGGGACCUACAAAGUUUUAAUAUUGGCAAGAAUGCAUUUUAAGGCUCUACUGGAAUUGGACAAGGCAGAGAUUCGUAGCUACUUCCCUGAAAGCUGGUUAUGGGAAGUCCACCAAGUUCCUCCAGGAUCAAAGACCCUUUCAGUGACUCUGCCUGAUUCUCUGACUACAUGGGAAAUACAAGGUGUUGGCAUUUCAGAUAAAGGCAUAUGUGUUGCUGAUGCACUCCAAGUGCAGGUUUUAAAAGAUGUUUUUGUGAGCAUGCAUAUACCUUAUUCUGUUGUGCGUGGAGAACAAAUUGAGUUAAAAGGAUCUGUUUACAACUACAGAAAUUCCAGAACAAUGUUCUGUGUUAAAGCAACAGUUGGAGAUGGAAUCUGUUUGUUCGAAGGCUCUGCAAGUGCUCAGGAAAGGUUACAGAGUUGUCAAUUUCAGAACCUAGAUGGUUAUUCUGUCACAUCAGUUACAUUCAGAAUACUCCCUCUGGAACUAGGUCUUCAUACAAUCAACUUUACAUUGUUGGCUGAACAGAACAGUGAAGUUUUAGUGAAAACAUUGCGUGUGGUGCCAGAAGGUGUUAAGAGAGAACUUCAUGCAGGCUUUUCUCUGGAUCCACAAGGUGUUAAUGGUAUAAUCAGAAGACGACAAGAAUUUCGAUACAGGACACCAUUUGAUCUGGUCCCCAAAACGAAAAUUGACAGGACUGUGAGUAUAAAAGGACAGCUUAUGGGUGAAGUAAUCUCUGCUGCUCUCAAACGUGAAGGUGUUCAGUUUCUUACUAAUUUGCCUAAGGGCAGUGCAGAGGCAGAGCUCAUGAGUAUUGCUCCAGUAUUUUAUGUCUUUCACUACCUGGAAAAGUCCAAUAACUGGAAUUUACUUGGCCCUGAAACCAUAACAUCAAGAGUUAAUAUGAGGAGGAAGAUGAAAGAAGGUAUUGUAAGCAUCCUGUCAUUCAGAAACAGAGACUUCUCUUACAGCAUGUGGAAAGACGGGACAUCCAGCACUUGGUUGACAGCUUUUGCCUUAAGGAUUUUUGGACAAGUUAGUCUGUAUAUUACUCUGGAUCAAAUUUCUGUUUGUAAUUCAGUGUUAUGGCUGAUUGAAAAUUGUCAAAUGACAGAUGGGUCAUUCAAGGAACUUUCAAGUUAUCAGCCAGUAAAACUACAGGGUACUUUGCCUAAAGAAGCCAAAGAAAAAACUUUGUAUCUCACAGCUUUUUCUGUUAUUGGACUUGCAAAGGCCAUUCAUUUAUGCCCAACACAGAAAAUCCAAGAAGCUAAAAAUGCAGGAGAAGGGUAUUUGCUGAAAAAUGUGCAAGCUGCAGAAAGCACAUUUACCUUGGCAAUAGCUUCUUAUGCUUUAGCUCUCAUGGAUUCAAACCAUCCUGGUGCACGCUCAGCCUUUUCUGCACUGAAGAAGGAAGCUCUUGUAAAAGGUGACCCUCCUGUUUAUCGUUUUUGGAAGGAUACUUCCACUAAACUAGAUAAAUAUGUUCCUAAUGCUGGCACUGCGCAGAUUGUUGAAACCACUGCUUAUGCCUUGCUAACCACUCUCUUGAGUGGGGACAAAGUCUAUGCUGAUCCAGUUGUCAGAUGGUUGUCUGAAGAGCAAAGAUAUGGUGGUGGAUUUUAUUCCACUCAGGACACAAUUAAUGCCCUUGAAGCCUUGACUGAAUAUUCCCUUCUUGUUAAACGUCUUUUGCUGAACAUGGAUGUCAAGGUGGCUUACAAGAAUUAUGGAGACCUUCAGCGCUAUAAACUGACAGAAGAAAAUUACAUAGGAGGGACUCUGGAAGUACCUUUGCACGAUGACAUAUAUGUAAGCACUGGGAGCAGCACUGGUUUAGCAACAGUAAAUGUGAGGACUAUAUAUCAUAAAUUCAGUACUUCUGAGGAGACAUGUGACUUUGAGUUGAAGGUUAAUGUAUUGACAGAUAAAGGUGAAAGAAGAAAAGAUGAUAACCAACCUGAACGUUUAGAAGCUUGCGCAAAGUACAAGCCUAGUGAGAGAGAACCACAGUCAGGGUCUUCCCAUGUAGUGAUGGAUAUAACUUUGGUUAGCGGACUGGAAGCAAAUACAGAAGAUUUAUCUACUCUUGCAAGUGGAGUUGAUCAGUUGAUAACCAAUUAUGAGAUAAAAGAUGGACAUAUUGUUCUACAGAUAGAAUCGGUGCCAGCUAAUAAAUUCAUGUGUGUUGCGUUCCGAAUAGGGGAGAUUUACCGUGUUGGAAUGCGGAGCCCUGCCACAUUCACUGUGUAUGAAUAUCAUGCACCAGAUAAACAAUGCACCAUAUUUUAUAACCCUUUUGGAAAUGACAAACUUCUGAGGCUGUGUGAAGGAGCUGAGUGCAAAUGCAUGGAAGCGGAAUGCAGUCAAAUGCAAAAGAAAUUAGAUCUGACAAUAACUGCUGAUAGGAGGAGAGAAGCUGCAUGCCAGCAAGUCAUUGCAUAUGUCUAUAAGGUAAACAUCUUGUCCUCCAGUGAAGAAGGUAGUUUUAUUAAGUAUACUGCAGCUCUUCUGGAUCUCUAUAAAACAGGAGAGGCUUUUGCCCAAAAAAACACUGAAAUCACCUUUGUUAAAAAGAAGACUUGUACUGAUGUUAAACUGAAUCCAGGAAAUCAGUAUUUGAUCAUGGGAAAAGAGGCCUUUCAGAUAACAGUUGGUUUCAGUUUCAAAUACCAGUAUCCAUUAGACUCUGUGACUUGGAUUGAGUGGUGGCCUUCAAAUACAGCUUGUGCAUCUUGUAAAAAGUUUGUAGAUACAAUGGAAGAAUUUUCUGAAGAGCUCUUUCUCAAUGGCUGUUAACUUCCUUGGGAGAAUUCUGCUGAGUAAAAAUUGCAUAUUGUCUCACUAAAAAAAUGUAUUCUUAGCUGCUUAGUAAUUCUUUCCAAACUUUAACAUUCUUAGGUAGGUUGACUUGGAAUGUUUCAUUUACUUAUAUUUAACAGCAUCUGUUUUUAUAAGAUAAUUAUUUUAGAAUUGUAACUUUUUGCAUUGACGCUAGGGUGGGACAGGGAAAGUUUUCCAGAAAUACUGCAAGGACAUUUUAAAGUCAGAUGAAAUUAAAUGGAACACCAUUUUUAAAAAAAGAAAUAGAGAAAUAUUGCCUUGUGCCAAAACAGUUGGACCCACUGAAAUGCAAUAUCUUAUUAAAACAUAUCCUUCCUCAA